AUGACUGGAAGAGUGGAUUACAGGAAGUUAGCGGGCCACGAUGACUCUGACGACGAGUUUAGAUACGAGGAUGAUUUCCUGAAGGACGACGAUCUUGACCGGGACCCUUCGUUUGGGACAAGACGCAAGCCUAAACGUAAAGCACCACCCAGUAGCACCGAUGGCAACGCUUCUAAAAAGACAAAGGCCAAAGCAACAGUUGAAAUCCUAAAGCAAAGACUUAGUGACGAUGAAUUUGCAGAUGAAGACAUGAUCACAUUGACUCCUCAGUUACCUGAUGGGUAUGUUCCCGACGUGGUGUCUCAGGCUUUUGGAGCUGCUGACUUUUCAUACUUGAAAUUGAAGCCUGAUCAUUUCUCUAGACCUAUUUGGAUUAGUCCCAAGGAUGGGAGAAUUAUUCUUGAAUCGUUUUCUCCCUUGGCAGAACAAGCACAGGAUUUCUUGAUUACCAUUGCCGAGCCCAUUUCCAGACCUUCACAUAUACAUGAGUAUAAGAUUACUGUUUAUUCGCUAUAUGCUGCAGUUUCUGUUGGUGUCCAAACAGAAGACAUUAUACUGGUGUUGAAUCGGCUAUCAAAAGUCCCCGUACAUCAAGAGAUCAUCUCGUUCAUCCGAGAAGCAACUGUUUCUUAUGGUAAGGUUAAGUUGGUGUUGAAACACAACAGAUAUUUUGUUGAAAGUACUCAAGCUGAUAUCUUACAAAUGCUUUUGAAGGACGAGGUCAUUGGUCCCUUACGGACUCUGUCAUCCGAAAACACUGUAGCCAGUAAUGGUUUAAUAAGCCUGGCAGCACCCACUGGAGAAUUGGAAAAUGGAGGUAAGGAACCUCAAAAAUCAGAAGAUAUAUUUGCUUCGAUCAUAGGGAAACGUUCAGAAGAAGACGAAGAAGACGAUUUGGAUGCAGUGCAUUCCUUUGAAAUAGCCAAUGAAUCUGUGGAAGCAGUAAAGAAGAGAUGUCAUGAAAUUGACUACCCAGUUUUGGAAGAAUAUGAUUUCCGUAACGAUGAAAGAAACCCCAUCCUAGAUAUUGACCUUAAACCAUCUACUCAGAUUAGACCUUAUCAGGAGAAAUCACUUUCCAAAAUGUUUGGUAAUGGGAGAGCUCGUUCAGGUAUCAUUGUUUUACCCUGUGGUGCUGGUAAAACAUUAGUAGGUAUUACGGCUGCUUGUACGAUCAAGAAAUCUGUUAUUGUAUUGUGUACUUCAUCUGUUUCUGUGAUGCAAUGGAGACAACAAUUCUUACAGUGGUGUACGAUUCAACACGAGAAUGUUGCAGUGUUUACAUCUGAAAAUAAAGAGAUGUUCACCAGUGAUUCUGGUUUGGUUGUUUCAACAUAUUCAAUGGUGGCCAAUACCAGAAACAGAUCACAUGAUUCCCAAAAGGUUAUGGACUUUUUAACUUCAAGAGAAUGGGGGUUCAUUAUUUUGGAUGAGGUUCAUGUUGUCCCCGCAGCCAUGUUCAGAAGAGUGGUUACUACAAUAGCGGCACAUGCAAAGUUGGGAUUAACGGCUACAUUAGUUAGAGAAGAUGAUAAGAUUGGAGAUUUGAAUUUCUUGAUUGGACCCAAGUUAUAUGAAGCUAAUUGGAUGGACUUGGCUCAGAAGGGGCAUAUUGCCAAUGUUCAAUGUGCUGAAGUUUGGUGUCCUAUGACAUCUGAGUUCUAUCAAGAAUAUUUAAGAGAAAGUGCCAGGAAAAGAAUGUUGUUGUACAUUAUGAACCCAACAAAGUUCCAAGCAUGUCAAUUCUUGAUACAUUUCCAUGAGAAAAGAGGAGAUAAGAUUAUUGUCUUCAGUGAUAAUGUGUAUGCCUUACAAGAAUAUGCUCUUAAGUUAGGGAAACCAUUUAUCUAUGGUUCUACUCCUCAGCAAGAACGGAUGAAGAUUUUACAGAAUUUCCAACAUAACGAUCAAGUUAACACUAUAUUUUUAAGUAAGGUUGGUGACACUUCUAUUGAUUUACCUGAAGCCACGUGUUUGAUUCAAAUAUCAUCUCAUUAUGGUUCUAGAAGACAAGAAGCCCAAAGAUUAGGAAGAAUUUUAAGAGCCAAAAGACGUAAUGAUGAAGGUUUCAAUGCAUUCUUCUAUUCAUUGGUUUCGAAAGAUACUCAGGAGAUGUAUUACUCCACCAAGAGACAGGCAUUUUUAGUAGAUCAAGGUUAUGCCUUCAAAGUGAUUACUCAUUUGAAUGGGAUGGAGCAAUUGCCCAACUUAGCAUAUGCUUCACCAAAGGAGAGAAGAGAAUUGUUACAGCAGGUGCUUCUUAAGAAUGAAGAUGCAGCAGGGGUGGAGAUUGGUGAUGAUGUUGAUACAAACUUCAUCUCCAAUGAACGAAGGCAGAAGUACGAACAAUCUCAGGCCACCAGAAGUGCCGGGUCCUUGGCCAGUAUUGCUGGAGGUGAAGACAUGGCCUAUGUGGAGUACAGCAAGAAUAAAAAUAAAGAGUUACGAGAACAUAAUCCUAUUAUUCAGAAAAUGUACUACCAGAAACAGAAGAAAUAA
Messenger RNA from Lizanozyma spartinae, 2499 nucleotides. It is a transcript of the gene SSL2, whose product is annotated as TFIIH/NER complex ATPase/helicase subunit. The record is from RefSeq and is a predicted model, not a curated record. Gene Ontology annotation, molecular function: hydrolase activity; DNA binding; 3'-5' DNA helicase activity. Gene Ontology annotation, biological process: transcription initiation at RNA polymerase II promoter; nucleotide-excision repair. The transcript has a single exon. NCBI's taxonomy places the organism in Eukaryota, Fungi, Ascomycota, Pichiomycetes, Serinales, Debaryomycetaceae. Gene Ontology annotation, cellular component: transcription factor TFIIH holo complex; nucleotide-excision repair factor 3 complex; transcription preinitiation complex. The coding region runs from base 1 to 2499 and encodes 832 amino acids.